Messenger RNA from Leptopilina boulardi, 2491 nucleotides. RefSeq names its product electron transfer flavoprotein-ubiquinone oxidoreductase, mitochondrial (gene Etf-QO). The transcript is spliced from 2 exons. NCBI's taxonomy places the organism in Eukaryota, Metazoa, Arthropoda, Insecta, Hymenoptera, Figitidae. Gene Ontology annotation, biological process: electron transport chain. Bases 294 to 2093 code for a protein of 599 amino acids. Gene Ontology annotation, molecular function: electron-transferring-flavoprotein dehydrogenase activity; iron-sulfur cluster binding. Gene Ontology annotation, cellular component: mitochondrial inner membrane. The record is from RefSeq and is a predicted model, not a curated record.
UUGUAAUUAUGUAUAUGUUGAGAUAUAUCAGUCCCACUUUCUUAUUAAGUUGUUCAAAGUUCAUUCAAAGUUAAUUUAGAAUUUUGUAACUAGUAAAAAGCUGUUAUUAAUCAAUAAACGGAGAAUAUAGACGAAAAAAAAUAUAUUUUUUUGUUCAGAAGAGUGUGCAAAGUGAACAAAAAUAACCUUUUCAAGUGUAUGGAAACAAAAUUAAUAAACGGGAACAUAAAAUUUUGUUCCUCUAUUGUUUUUUACUUAUAAAUUUAGAUUUUAUUUAAAAAAAAGUGUCAGGAAUGUCAAGGGUGUAUAAACUUGUUUCCCAUGUAUCGAAGAAAGCGUAUAGUACGACGACCUUCCCGAAAAUAACAACUCAUUAUACAGUCGUUCCACGAGAAAACGAUCCACGAUGGAAAGAGGUCAAUAUGGAAAGGUAUGUGGACGAGACGGAUAUAUUGAUUGUAGGUGGUGGUCCAGGAGGGAUGUCAGCAGCGAUACAAGCGCGAAAACUUGCUCAGGAACGUGGCAAGGAAUUACGUGUGACACUCGUUGAGAAAUCAUCGACAAUUGGUGGUCAUAUUUUAAGUGGCGCUUGUAUCGAUCCAAUUGCACUUAAUGAAUUAAUACCAAAUUGGCAAGAAUUGAAUGCACCAUUAAAAACGCCUGUUACUAAGGAUAAAUUUGCAUAUCUCACUGAAAAUGGACGAAUUUCAAUUCCAAUAAUGAAAGGUAUGCCAAUGUAUAAUCAUGGUAAUUAUGUUGUUCGUUUAGGACAUGUUGUAUCUUGGCUUGGUGAACAGGCCGAAGCUGCUGGUGUUGAACUUUAUCCAGGUUAUGCAGCUGCUGAAAUUCUCUAUCAUGAGGAUGGUUCUGUAAAAGGAAUUGCCACCAAUGAUGUUGGAAUUGCCAAGGAUGGUUCGCCAAAGGAUAAUUUUGAACGUGGAAUGGAACUUCAUGCGAAAUGUACAAUUUUUGCUGAAGGAUGUCAUGGUCAUUUGGCGAAACAAUUGAUGAAUCGAUUUAAUUUACGUGAAAAUUGUGAACCACAAACUUAUGGUAUUGGUUUAAAGGAAAUUUGGGAAAUUGAUCCUGCAAAACAUUCGCCAGGAUUAGUUGAACAUACAGUUGGAUGGCCUUUGAAUAAAAAUACAUACGGAGGAUCGUUUUUGUAUCAUUUGAAUGAAGACAGUCCAUUGAUUGCCAUUGGUUUUGUUGUGGGUUUAGAUUAUCAGAAUCCUUAUUUAAGUCCUUUUCGAGAGUUCCAAAGAUUUAAGCAUCAUCCAUCAAUUAAAUCAACAUUGGAAGGUGGAAAGAGAGUGGCUUAUGGAGCACGAGCCCUCGUUGAAGGUGGUUUUCAAUCAAUUCCAAAACUUCAAUUUCCAGGUGGUUGUUUGAUUGGAUGUACUGCUGGAUUUUUGAAUGUUCCAAAAAUUAAAGGUACACACAAUGCAAUGAAAAGUGGAAUGCUCGCUGCUGAAAGUGCAAUCGAUGCGAUUAUCAAAGCUGAGACGACAAAUUCACCAACGAAAGGCCUUACGCCCGAUGAUUAUGAGGGAAAAAUAAAAAAUAGUUGGAUCUACAAGGAAUUGAAAGCAGUGAGAAAUUUCCGACCGAGUUUUCAUUCACCACUUGGUUUAUUUGGUGGAGUUUUGUAUUCAGGAUUAUCAAUGAUAUUAGGUGGAAGGGAACCAUGGACAUUUUCACAUGGUGGUCCAGAUCAUAAAAAACUUAAACCUGCCGCAGUAUCAACUCCAAUUGAAUAUCCAAAACCGGAUAAUAAAAUUAGUUUUGAUUUAUUGUCAUCUGUUGCACUAACGGGAACAAAUCAUGAGGCUGAUCAACCGCCACAUUUAACGCUUAUGGAUGAUACGGUACCGGUGAUGAAAAAUUUGACAAUUUUCGAUGGACCCGAAGGUCGUUUUUGUCCCGCUGGUGUUUAUGAAUUUGUUCCACUUGAAAGUGACGAUGGACAACGAUUGCAAAUUAAUGCACAAAAUUGUAUUCACUGUAAAACAUGUGAUAUCAAAGAUCCAAGUCAAAAUAUUAAUUGGGUUGUGCCUGAAGGUGGAGGUGGUCCAGCCUAUAAUGGCAUGUAAAAUUCUUUUUCAUUGAAAAGAAAAAUAGUGCCUUAUUUUUAAUGGCAAAUAUACAAUGAUUUUCAUUAGAGUAACAAUUUUAUUUUUUACUAAUUGAAAUUAGAGAAAAAUUAUUUUUUCUAUCUGUAUUUCAAUUAUACAAAUGGAUAAAAAAAAAUGACUGAGAAUGAAAAAGUAAAAUGAAAAAUACAAUUAUGAAUAAAAAAUAUAAACUACUUACAUCACUAAAAUGUGAAACGGAUUACAAAAGAAAAACAUAUAUAAAUUAUUUCCAACAGUAAUAUUUCUUAUAAAAAUGUUUAUUAACGUUUUUUGUUAAAAAAGUGUUUAUACUAUUGUACAGAUUUUCUAAAUUUUUCCAUACUAUUUACUGAAUUGAAAUUUGUGAUAUAUGUUUA